AUGCUGCGUUCCUCCGCCCUCUUGCGGGAUGUCAGCUUCGCCGGGGUGCGGAUGCCGCGGAAGUACGUCUCCAUGGGCGGGUGGUGCGGUCCCGCGCUUAUUUUGGGCAAGUUGGGUCUGCGCACCGAGGCGUACCCGUUUGACUUCAGUCGCUGCACGCUGGAUGGCGUCCUGCACUUCAUCCGCGACGGCUUCGCCCACGGCUUCUACCCGCCAGGCCCGCCGCCCUACCGCCCGGAGUGCGUCGGCAUCUGGGUGCUCUACCGCGGCCAGCACACCGCCUUUGCCCACUUUGACCUCAACGACCCGACGAUUCAGGCGCAGUUCACCCGCAAGAUGCAACGCUGGGACGCGUUAAUCGACACACCCGCGACGCCGGUGACCUUCUUUCGCAGCAUCUCCGCACGCGACCCCAUGGAGGAAAUACGACUUGUCCGGGACGUGGAGGCGGCCCUGGCGGCACGUAAUCCGGCGCUUGAUUUUCGUAUUGUACUGGUCGCCCACGAUCAGGGGCUUGUGACUCGCAGUGUCGAACUCACCCCACUUUCGCCGCGUGUGUCUCUCUGGGCACUGACAUACACCCGCGACGCCAGUUUUUCAUUGUUUGACCGCUCGCAGCAGGCCUACGCCGACAUCGUUUUGCACAGUCUGCAGGAGGAAAACUGGCCACUCGACCCGGCGCGGGCGCCACUGCCGGUGGGUCUGCGAGACACAGAGGCUGACUACGAACGCCGCGUCCUGCACCGAGCCGAUGGUGGUGGCGGUGUUUCUUUUGAUUCUCUCCGGGCAGAUGCAUUUCCGUGGCGCAGCCACGACAACAUUGCCCUGAUUGAGGGUGUGGCGAGCGUGGGAGGCACCUGCGUGGGGAUAGGCAGCACACGGUGCGUUGACGGUCGUUGUGCCUUUUGCGGCAACGCAGACUACCACAAGGCCGGUCGUCCCUUUCGCACAGAUCGACCCUUCACCGCGGAGGAGGACGAGCUGAUAUUAGUUCACCUGUAUCGCAUACUCACCGGUGGCGAUAAAAUUGAGGCGGUCGAGGACCUUGCGCACCAGAUGAAGCGUGGCGCCUUUGAGGUCAUCUGCCGCAUUCGGCACCUCACCAAUUCCAGUGUGAAGAUCAUGGACUACGCCUGGGAACACGAGGGGGCAGAACCGUCUGGCUGA
Molecule: messenger RNA, 1167 nt
Organism: Trypanosoma conorhini
Lineage: Eukaryota; Euglenozoa; Kinetoplastea; Trypanosomatida; Trypanosomatidae
Exons: 1
Coding region: 1-1167 (388 amino acids)
Source: RefSeq, a predicted model, not a curated record